CGAGCGCUCCGCACGCGACCGACGCGACCCGACACACGACACGACACAACACAACACACAGAGAGAGAGAGAGAGAGAGAGGGAGAGGGAGGACACAACAGAGCACGCACGCGUUUUAUCGCGGACGGCAGCAAGCCACAGGGACGCGCGGACGGAGAAAAAGUUGAGUCGAGUUUGGAUCCGACGCGAACGCGACAGAUAAGAGCAGAGAAGACCGGCUCGGCGCGAUGGCUGACAACCAGGACGAGAACAACCAGGAGGACUCGCUGGGCCCGGCAGACUCGUCGACCGCCUUCGCCAAGAAGAUACGCGGUCGCAAGGGCGCCCUCAAAAAGAAGAACGUCUACGUGGUGAAGAAUCACCGGUUCAUACCGCGCUUCUUCCGACAGCCCACCUUCUGCAGCCACUGCAAGGACUUCAUAUGGGGCUUUGGAAAGCAGGGUUAUCAGUGCCAAGUCUGUAGUUUCGUCGUGCACAAGCGAUGCCACGAGUACGUGUCUUUCACGUGCCCUGGAGUGGACAAAGGCGCCGAUUCCGACGCUGUUAAUGUACCACACAAAUGGAAUGUGUUCACGUUCAUCACACCGACGUUCUGCGACCAUUGCGGCUCGAUGCUUCACGGCAUCACAAACCAGGGACUCAAGUGUUCAGCAUGUGACAUGAACGUGCACAAACGAUGCGAGCAAAGUGUGCCGAAUCUGUGCGGAUGCGACCACACGGAAAGACGCGGCCGCGUAGAACUCGACAUAUCCUGCAGCGGCAACAAGCUGUCAGUUGGAAUCAUACAAGGAAGGAAUCUCAUCCCGAUGGAUCCCAAUGGCUUGUCGGACCCGUACGUCAAGCUGAAAUUAAUCCCCGACGGAGAAAACAUAAAGAAGAAAACAAAGACAAUCAAGUCGUCGCUGAAUCCAGAAUGGAACGAGACAAUCACUAUCGACCUGAAACCCGACGACAAGGACAGACGAUUGCUGUUAGAGGUGUGGGACUGGGAUCGAACGUCGCGCAACGACUUCAUGGGCUCGCUGUCGUUCGGCAUAUCGGAACUGAUGAAGGCGCCGGCGAAAGGCUGGUUCAAGCUGCUCACCCAGGAGGAGGGCGAGUUCUACAACGUGCCGGUGCCCGAGGAGGGCGUCGAUCUGGCCGAGCUCAAGACCAAAGCGAGGGUACGCUCGAAAACCUCAGUCACGAGAAAACCUCCAACGACGCAAGACAAAGAAGUACCACACAACAUGGGCAAGAGCGAUCUUAUCCGAGCGUCGGAUUUCAACUUCUUGCAAGUCCUUGGCAAGGGCAGUUUUGGAAAGGUUCUUCUCGCCGAAAGAAAAGGAACAGACGAGCUUUAUGCAAUCAAAAUCCUGAAAAAAGACAUAAUCAUUCAAGAUGACGACGUUGAGUGCACGAUGGUCGAGAAACGAGUGCUCGCGUUGUCGAACAAACCGCCAUUCCUGGUGCGACUUCAUUCCUGCUUCCAAACAAUGGAUCGACUCUACUUCGUUAUGGAAUACGUAAACGGAGGUGAUCUCAUGUUCCAGAUCCAACAGUGCGGAAAGUUCAAGGAGCCUGUAGCAGUAUUCUACUCCGCGGAGAUUGCCAUUGGACUGUUCUUCCUGCACUCGCGCAGCAUAAUCUAUCGCGACUUGAAGCUCGACAACGUCCUGCUGGAUCAGGACGGCCACAUCAAGAUCGCGGAUUUCGGCAUGUGCAAAGAGGGCGUGAGCGGCGACAAAACGACCAAAACCUUCUGCGGCACGCCAGAUUACAUCGCACCCGAGAUCAUUUUGUAUCAACCGUAUGGCAAAUCCGUGGACUGGUGGGCUUACGGAGUUCUUCUUUACGAGAUGCUCGUUGGCCAACCACCUUUCGACGGUGAGGAUGAGGAGGAACUCUUUGCCGCCAUCACGGACCAAAAUGUAAGCUACCCCAAGGCCCUUUCCAAAGAAGCCAAGGACGCCUGCAAAGGGUUCCUCACGAAGAAUCCGAGCAAGAGACUUGGCUGCGGACUGCGCGGCGAAGAGGAAGUACGAAGCCACUCGUUCUUCCGGCGCAUUGACUGGGACAGGAUUGAGAAUCGAGAGGUUCAGCCGCCGUUCAAGCCAAAAAUCAAACAUCGAAGGGACGUGAGCAAUUUCGACAAGCAGUUCACAUCGGAGAAGACGGACCUCACACCGACAGACAAGUUGUUCAUGAUGAACCUUGACCAGACGGAAUUCAUGGGCUUCUCAUUCCUCAACCCUGAAUACAUUCAGCAUAUAUAAUGUGUUUGAAACGAAGCCAACUAAGGAAAAACAAGAAAAAAAAAAGAGAAAAAGUCAAGAAGGAGAACGCUUCCCUCGAAUCUUUUCUUCGCAGAUGCGUCUCUCUCCCUGUCUCUCACCGCCUUCAUAUACUCUCUCCGGAAGGAGUUCUGAAUAUAUAUGUGUGUAUACGUAUAUACACACACGCAUAUUCUUCCUCUCUCGUAUCUCGCGGUUCUCUAGGUACCGCGAAUAUAUUAUAUAGAUGUAUGCGCGCCACCGCUACCGGACGAAAACGACGCGGUCUGUUUCUUACUCUCGCCUCACACUCGAACUACACACUUGUUUUGCUUGUACAUUGAGGAGUAAAAUACUGCUGAGCAAGAGGAGAUAAUGAAGUAUAUUGAUAAACGAAAAGAAAGAAAAACAAAAAAAAAAAGCUAAUUAGAAAGUUACUAAAUAAUGGCGCCGAGCGCAACAUUAAUUUAUCUCGUUCUUCGACUCGUUUUGUCGAGAAUCCUUAUAACGAGAUUAUUUUUGUUUUUAUGAUGUAUUUUAACGGUAUAUAAAAAACAAAUGAAAAACAAAUGUAUAUUCGACGGGAAGUGAGAAAAAAAGAUAGGAACACGAUCAGUUACAACUUGCGCUAAAUAUUCUAUUGAUUGCGCGACGUGAAAUUUCGCGCAGGUCGCGUUUGAAUGUGCGUUUAAUUGUAAAGCGGAGAACUGAUAAUUUUUAAGCGUAUGUAGCUACGUAUAAAUCUUGGCAGAAUCCGCGUGUGACAGAUACAAAUUUACGAAUCUAUCUUUUUUGCGACAAUGAAAAAGCUGAAAGGGUGCAGUAUGCGCAAGAUAGACAAUUAAUGCCAAUCACGUAUUCUACGUGAAAUAUGUUGCCAAGUCAUAUAUUAGUCUCCAAUAAUAUUCAAUUUAUUUUGACAAUUUAGCAAUAAGCGUCGAGAGUUUUAUCUGAUUGGAAAGAAUAUCACAGAUACGUGUUUUUAAAAUAAAGCUGCUAAUAGAUCCUCGUUUUCUUCACACAUUAUAUGCAUUUACUUCAGUAGUCGCAACUAUCGCCUUCCAAUCUUAAAUAUCGAACGAAUGAAUGGCUAUAUUAUAUAUAUUCAAUUACAUUAUAUAUACAUAAACGCAUGCGUAUCGUUACGUAUACAUCAGAUUUCUAUUGAUAUUACAAGCGUUGCACCAAUCGAUGGUGUAUCUUUAUAGCUUCUAUUGUUAGAACAACCAAGCAAGGGCAUUGAUUGUGACAAUGAUGGUUAAACUGUGUAACUGGUUAUAGAAUCUGCAGUGUAUUUCGAUGUACAAAGAAAAAAGAUCAUAGUGCUGUAAAGUGCGGGAUAUUUGCUUUAUUCGAGAAAAUGUUGCUGAAGAAGAGAUAAGUAAGACAAGGAAAAAGCCAAAUCGGACGUGAGAACAGAUACUGAUAAAUAAGUGACCGGUUACUUCAUUUUUUCUUCCACUCGAUCUAUUUGCGUUAUUCUAUUUUGUUUUGUGCCGAAAACCUAUUCAGCCUUAUUCUCGUACAUGUUGUAACAUUCGCGAAUAAAAAAAAAAGAGAAUAUAUAGCCCGAAUAAGCGAAGAGAAAAGAAAACAACUUUUAGGUGCUUCUUUUUAUACUCGUCAACGCUAUAAAUAUUACGAGGGUACAUAUUACUACAUAAAUUACAAAUAACAAUAUACAAUUGUAGAUUUUCUGUAGCCAGCUCUCAGGGAAUUAGAUUGCAUAAGUUGACCUUAUUGAGUUUUACAAUGACCAAUAGUACUACGUGAAUCUUUUCUUGUCUUCUUCACGCAAAGUAUUUUCUUGGUUUAAGUUUUACUCUUGCCGUCAAAAAUUCGUAACUCAAAAAAUCAAAGUACUAGAAUACUCGACAAGUUCAAUCAAAAUCAAUUGUAACGGAUAUUUCUAUAAGUAGUUGUCGAAUCGGUUCAGCCAUAUCAAUUAAACUAGAAUCUCGAAACUUGCAAGCUUUUGAAUCUGAAUUCAGCUAAUCGCUAAAUGUGUUAGUAACGAAAACAAUAUGUUUAUUAGAAUACUGUCAAAUAACGUCUAGUAUGAGUGAGAAUAUAGUUAUUUUUAGGCUAAGUAUUAUUUCUUUCAUGGAGUAAACUUGCAACGUGGCAUGCCUUGCUACUUGUAUUAUUUAUCCAUGGAAGUCCGGCAAAUCAAAGUACCUAUGUACAUUAAAAUAUUAAAAAAAUGAAAAAAAAAUAUUUGUCAUUUACUAUAUACAAGUCUUGCACUAUGCGAAACGCUAGUUCCCUUUGACGAACAUGCGAUAUUCCAAGUACGCGCGAGUAGAUCACAUAUUAUACGGAUAUUUUAGAUUUAUGCGAAAAAAACAAACCUACGUAUAUAUGAAUAAAUGAAUGAAUAUGAAGAAACCAAUACAUGAUUCUUACUAGAAUGUUAUGCUCAUAUGUACCUCGACGAAAUAAAGAAAUAUUUCAAUCAUUGUAAACCGUUUGAAGGGAAAGUAAAUUCUGGUGUACGCAGGAGCUCGCUUAUUCGUUUUAAGUGAUCGAACUUUAAUCGGCGGCUUUUUCGUCAAUUUUUAUCGGUAUAUUUGAAUUUCUUUCAAUGAUGUUUUAUUCGAUUCGUAUAAGAUUACGAAAGUUUCAUUCGAACGCGAAUGAGCAGUUUUAUCUACUACAAGAAUUAUGAAUCUCUGAAUUUAGUCAUAUACAUUCAAACGUAAUUUGACAAUCCAUGUAAAUGUUUUUAAGUCUGUGCUCUUUUACUGUAAAUACUAUUAAAUACGUGGAUUAAAUAUUCUUCAUAUAAAUAAUUUAAGAUUUGAAAAAGUCAAGAAAAUGUCGAUAAAAAUUGUUGAUAUAAUAAAAUCAUUUAAAAAAACAUAUUUUUAAGAAUUUAAGAUCAGACAAAUUAUCAAAGUUUAUGAAUUCUUAAUCAAAUUUCUGAAUAUCAAUGAAAAUAUCUUGAUGAUAUCAACAGCAUACUAAAUAAAUCUAGUCAACUUCGAUUUUUGUGAAUAUAUAUACAUAUUAACUUUUACUAAAAAAAUAUAAUGAUGGAGAUUCCUGUAGAAAAAACUCGCGAGAGAAAACAAAUUCAAAAAUAUUUGAAUGGCAAGUGUUUCUUCUAUUUAAAAAACUUUUUUCAAGGCUUCGAAGUACUUUAUUUUAAAUCUCUUAAUUUCAAUUCAUUAAUUAUGUACCAUCAUUGAGAAUAUGA
Messenger RNA from Phymastichus coffea, 5451 nucleotides. It is a transcript of the gene Pkc53E, whose product is annotated as protein kinase C, brain isozyme. The coding region runs from base 228 to 2255 and encodes 675 amino acids. Gene Ontology annotation, molecular function: zinc ion binding; diacylglycerol-dependent serine/threonine kinase activity; ATP binding. NCBI's taxonomy places the organism in Eukaryota, Metazoa, Arthropoda, Insecta, Hymenoptera, Eulophidae. The transcript has 14 exons. The record is from RefSeq and is a predicted model, not a curated record. Gene Ontology annotation, biological process: protein phosphorylation.